AUCAUCCUUGUGUUGAUCUUGAAACGUUAUGCCAAUGGUGCUGGUGUGCGACUGCGGCCCUUCUGCUCAAGCUCAUUGCUAUUGGCCUGUGUGUUUUGUCGCGUGAAGUAGUCAUGUUUCCUUUUAGUGUGACCACGGCACUCUUUUCGUUAACUAAUUGUCUACCAACACAGUCAUAAUCGGAGCCUACUGGGAGCCUUGAAGGCGCCAGCAAAUAGUGAGAGCACCGUGGGAGCUGGUUGGCGUCCCUGACGCUUGUUCUCUCUUUUGCAUGGCAUGGUGAUUGCAUGGCUUGCUACCAUCAGCUUGGGUUGUAUUGCUGCGGAAGUAAGAGCCAUGAGCCUCUUCAGUCCCAGGGAGCGGCUCCGCACUAUGGCAGUGCCAUUAUUUGGCAGAAGCCGAGUCGGCAGCGUAGCAGAUACGGUAGAUGUGGACAGUAUAAAAUUGACAAACUACACAGACACGGUGCACCACUUGGACAAGUUCUAUGGUCAAGUGAAACGGCAACUGCUCAACUUCCAAAGCCCCACAACAGGACUAUUCCCACGGCUUUCUCGAGAUAAAGAACAUGGGUAUGUUCGUGACAGCAUCUACUGUGCUGUUGCUAUAUGGAGCCUUUACCAGUCCUACAAGAGGAUUGAUGAUGAUCGUGGCAAAUCAUAUGAGCUGGGCCAGAGUGUUGUUAAGUGUAUGCGUGGCAUAUUGUUUUGCUGGAUGCGACAGUCCAAGGACAAGAUGGAAAAAUUUAAAGUGGAGCAAGGGCCGCAGCAUGCUCUGCACUCAAUCUUUCAUCUGAAAACUGGCAUGACAGUCAUUCCUGAAAGUGAUUAUGGGCACCUACAGAUCGAUUCAGUGUCGCUUUAUCUACUGUAUCUUGUUCAAAUGAUCACCUCAGGGCUACAGAUCAUUUAUACAAUGGAUGAAGUGAACUUUGUACAGAACUUGGUGUACUAUGUUGAAAGAGCUUACCGCACACCAGAUUUUGGGGUUUGGGAAAGGGGCAGCAAGUAUAACAAUGGCACCCCUGAGAUUCACUCAAGCUCAAUUGGCAUGGCAAAAUCUGCUCUGGAAGCCAUCAAUGGUUGCAACUUGUUUGGCGACAAAGGCGCAUCAUGGUCUGUCAUCUAUGUGGAUGUUGAUGCUCACAACCGCAACAGAAGUAUUUUUGAGACAUUACUGCCUAGAGAGUCGAGUUCAAAGAACACUGACACUGGGCUCCUCAUGGCUGUGAGCUUUCCAUGUUUUGCCACCCAUGAUGACUACCUGUACAAACGCACAAAGGAUAAAAUAAUACGAAAGCUUCAUCGGAGUAAUUAUGGCAUCAAGAGAUUUUUACGAGAUGGUUAUGGCACUGUGCUUGAAGACAGAAGCCGGAAAUACUACACAUCAGGGGAAACCAAAGCAUUUGAAAAUAUCGAGUCGGAAUGGCCAAUGUUUUUUAUUCUUAUGAUACUUGAUGGUAUCUUCAAGGGCUUGGAUGAUCAAGUUCAGAAGUACAAGCAGCUACUAGCACCAAGAUUGAAGAGGGACAAAUAUGGAGAUGGCACUGUAGAUUCUCCGUCAAGAAAGCCCAAAGACUACAUUGUGCCUAUGUACUUCUACGUCCCCAAGGAGUUCCUUGAUGCGGAACGAACAGAUCCAGGAUCACAGCCCAGGUUGCCAAGCCCUGAAGGGGACGUGGACAACUUGUUCAUGAUGGGCCAGGCAUUGUACAUAAUCUCCAAGCUUUUAUUGGAGGGCCUCUUGCACAUCUCUGAACUGGAUCCAGUACGACGGUACUUGCCCUCUUGUAAUCGGCCUAGACGAACUGACAGAUACUCGGCGUUUCAGAGUGCAGCCACAGACCUGGUGGUGCAAGUGGUGCUGAUAGCCGAGAGCAUGCGGCUUCAGGCUAUGAUGGCAACAUAUGGCAUCCAGACUCAGACACCGCAUGAAGUAGAACCUGUCCAGAUAUGGUCUCCAAAGCAGCUGAUGAAGGUCUACGAAUUCCUAGGUGUGAACCGGAAGCUUGGCUUGAAGGGAAGACCGCAGCGUCCAAUUGGUGCGUUAGGAACAAGCAAGCUGUAUCGAAUAUGUGGCCAGACGGUGUUGUGCUAUCCGCUUAUCUUUGAGGUCAACGACUUCUACCUCUCACAUGACAUGGCGCUGCUCAUCGAUGACAUAAAGAAUGAGCUGACGUUUGUUGGAAAGUACUGGCGCAUGUCUGGUAGGCCCACGCUUGCCAUUGUUAUCAGAGAAGACAAUAUGAGAGAUGCCCACUUCAAGGAACUGCUAGACCUCCUAGCGAUGCUGAAAAAGGGCCACUGUGAUGGGCUGAAAGUGCGUUUGGGAAGGCUACAAAAUCUCAUUUCUUCAUCGUGCAUUGAGCACUUGGAUUUCCUGCACCUGCUGCCACAUGAUGCCCUUCCCAAGUUUGAUGCCUUCCAGCAGCUUGAGCAUACCAACACUGGCUACCAGAGCCUAACUGAUGUGUCCAAAGUCCACAAAUACAGCGAGCCAUCUUAUGAUUAUUCGUCGUUCUAUUCAAAGUCAAACAACGAAAUCGUAGAGGCCUUGGUCAGUGUGGACACACUGAAUGGUCAGAGCCAACUGCUGGGCAUAUUGUGGAGCAGAGUGAGCCCAAGUUUCACCAUAGACGGAGUGAUGCUCAAGGACAGGCUGGAAAAGCUGACAAGACAGGCAGGUGCACUCAAACACUGGGCAGUCGUGCGUCGCUGCUCCAGCAUUUUAGGAAAGGUUGUGGACAGUCUCAGUCCUUACAUCACAGCCAUUUUGGUCAAUGGAAAACAGAUCACUGUGGGUGUCUUCGGCCGAGACGAAGCUGUUAUUGAUAAGCCAUUGACCCCAAAGGAGAUUAAGAGCAUCAUCUAUGCACAGUGUAAAGAUCAUGUGUACCAUUCAGUACUGCUUCAAGAAGUAAUUGUUUAUGUCGGUCGCCUCAUCUCCACCACACCGAAGCUCUUUGAGGGCAUCCUCAAGAUCAGAACUGGGUCUGUACUCCAUGCAAUGAAUCUUUACCUCAAGUUCACACAAGCUGCUCCUCCGACACUAGAAAGUCUUUCUCCAAGUGAGCUGAGGAAAGUUGUGUACAACGUGUUCACACUGCGUGACAGCACUGAUGUCAAGUUGUCCCAGCACUGCACGAGACAGAUAGAAGGGGCACUAUGCAGAGUGCCCAAGGACUUCUUUGACAGAGUGUGGGAUGUCAUGACACGGACCCCGGGAGGAAUUGUUGUUGCUGGGCAUCAUCUACCACAGCAACCUACACUGAGUGAAUUAACCAUAUAUGACUUAAACUUUGCCCUUCAAGUGGAAAUGCUACUGAGCCACGUCUCUAUACCAGAAUACCGACAUGUCAUGAUCGAGCUUCUCAUGGUGAUUGAUGUGAUCUUGAAAAGGAAUCCAGAGUUCUCAUUUAGUGAGAAAGUUGACCUGGAUGUGUUGAUUGAAGAUGCAUUUAAGAUCUUCAAGAAUGAGCAGCACCCUGAAGAGUCUGAUGCGAAGAAUAUGACAUCCUUCUAUGACUCUCCGUCAUCCGUGACUUCAUGCUACCUUUCACGUGGAAUUAUGACACGUUUGCUUACUUCUGGCAUAGAAAAUCUGAGCACCGAAGAGUGCUGUAUAUCUUAAAAGGUCUUGCACAUUAGUGGUCUGAAAGUUAUUUCUUAUAUAGUCACACCUUGGGCACCCUGGUCCUGUUAUCCAAUCUAGUCCACCUUGCAGUCUGGUGUGUUAAACUUGUUGAUGUAGUAGUGAUUUUGAAAUAUACUGCUCCCCACUA
This is a messenger RNA of Dermacentor albipictus, 3781 nucleotides long. RefSeq names its product probable phosphorylase b kinase regulatory subunit beta. NCBI's taxonomy places the organism in Eukaryota, Metazoa, Arthropoda, Arachnida, Ixodida, Ixodidae. Gene Ontology annotation, cellular component: phosphorylase kinase complex. Gene Ontology annotation, molecular function: calmodulin binding. The record is from RefSeq and is a predicted model, not a curated record. Gene Ontology annotation, biological process: glycogen metabolic process.